Sceloporus undulatus (fence lizard) is the source of this 1964-nucleotide messenger RNA. It is a transcript of the gene GLS2, whose product is annotated as glutaminase 2. Gene Ontology annotation, molecular function: glutaminase activity. Lineage: Eukaryota; Metazoa; Chordata; Lepidosauria; Squamata; Phrynosomatidae. The record is from RefSeq and is a predicted model, not a curated record. Gene Ontology annotation, biological process: L-glutamine catabolic process.
CUUUACAAGGCACUGGCCUUUGGACAUCAGAUCCACGCCUUUGUGACUGCAUGAAUCUGAUGCGGAAAGCAGCUCAGGAUCCCAGCACUGGAGGAACACUGAACGGAGAGCUUUUCCGGAAGUGUGUGAGAAGCAAUAUUGUCCUGUUGACCCAGGCCUUCCUGAAGAAACUUGUCAUCCCUGACUUCCAGUUCACCUCUCAUGUGGAACAAAUUUUUGAGAGCACCAAAGGACUCUGGGAGGGCAAGGUGGCAAACUACAUCCCACAGCUGGCAAAGUGUAAUCCAGACAUCUGGGGUGUUUCACUUUGCACAGUAGAUGGACAAUGGUGACAUUCUAUGGGCCACACCAAGACCCCCUUCUGCCUGUAGGCCUGUGUGAAACCUCUAAAAUAUGCCAUUGCUGUCAAUGAACUGGGUACCAAACAAGUGCAUCAGUAUGUGGGCAAAGAGCCCAGUGGGCUGCGUUAUGACAAACUCUCUCUCAAUGAGGAAGGGAUUCCCCAUAACCCCAUGGUGAAUGCAGGGGCCAUUGUCAUCAGUUCUCUCAUCAAGAUGGGGUGCAAGAAAGCUGAGAAGUUUGAUUACAUGAUAGAUUAUUUGAAGAUGGCAGGAAAUGAGUAUGUUGGAUUCAGCAAUACCACAUAAGGCAACUUUGGGGAUGAAUUUCAAUCAGAGAAAGAAACGGGAGACCGGAAUUAUGCCAUUGGGUACUACCUGAAGGACAAAAAGUAUUUUCCACAUGGUGUAAACAUGAUGGCAGCCCUUGACUUGUAUUUCCAACUGUGCUGUGUGGAAGUGACCUGUGAGUCUGGCAGUGUCAUGGCAGCCACACUAGCCAAUGGCGGGAUCUGUCCUAUCACCAGAGAGUGUAUGCUGAGUGAUGAAGCUUUCCGCAACACCCUCAGCGUCAUGCACUCAUGUAGCAUGUAUGACUUUUCAGGGCAGUUUGCAUUCCAUAACAAGACUGUUGUAAACUUGCUCUUUGCUGCCUACAGUAGAGAUGUCUCUGCUCUUCGGAGAUUUGCUCUGUCAGCUAUGGACAUGGAGCAGAAAGAUUAUGAUUAUGUAGCUGCAGCUGAAGGAUCACCGUCCUCACCGACUCUGGCAAGGCAGUCAGGGCCGGAUCCUCCAGGCCCCCAGCGGCAGGCUUCUCGAUCCGGGUGGGAGUUCGACCGUCCUGGGAUCGACAACAGGUCCGGACGCGGGGUCGAGAGGAGGACGCAUCUCCUGGAGUGGGGAGAAGGGUGCGAAACCACGGUGUGUCUCGGCCCACCCUGGGGUGAUCAGGAUCGCGUUCCCCGAGACUUAUGUGGGCGCUGGGGGUUGUCGGUGCACGGGCGGAGGUCGGAGCCCACGCGGGCCACAAGCCGGAGGUGGGGGCACGGUCCCGGCCGGGACCACACACACGUGGACGGCGGGACUCUCCCGAUACACGCUGUGGAGACACUUGCCCGAGUGAUGAAGCGGGGGGCGCCAACGCGGACAGAAGAGGACCGCGAACCCCUCCUCCUGCACUUUCCCCAGGGCGAUGCCGAACAGUUCCCUAGUCUCCUACUCCCCUGGACAAUCACUAUCUUCUUAAUGUGGCUUCUUUGCAGGUGGGAGAACAUUGCCUUAGAUGAUGCUAUCCAAUUUAAUCAUUUGGAGGUGGUGAAGUUGCUCAAGGAUUAUCAAGACACAUACGUCCUGGGAGCCAGACAAGCUGAAGCAGCAGCCGAAAAUCUCUCCAAGGAGAACUUGGAAAGUAUGGUUUGAGAACAGCAUGCAGAUGCAAGCAAGAAUGGCUUCCUAGGCUGAAUGCACUUAAGGGCCAACUUUAGCGGAAAGAAGUCGUCUAUGGACUUUUUCACACAGAGGACAUGCAUCACCAUUCCGAAAGAAGAAGAAAGUGGGGCCAAUUCGGAAAUGCAUGUAAUUACGUACUACCUCAUCACACACAACUGAGAACAGCAUCCACCCAAA